AAAAAAAAAAUCUUGCUGCCUCGUGUCGGAUGACGUCACACAACGUCCGCCUGCCCUUUUUUCUAAUCGUGCGCGAGCUCGACACAGUCCAAAGUAUAAAGUAGCGCGAGCGCCUUAACUGGGGGAAAAAAGUAUAGUCGAUAGAGGGACACGCACAAGAAGAGCACACACACAUACACACACACGAAUGCAGACACAUAUCUGGCUGUACGGCGGAAUACUGGCCCAUGUGUGUUCAUGCACACACAGAAAAGGACAUCUUUAACAUCUUAAUUAAGGAGUAGAUAUCCGAAAAUGGAGCGGGAGUUAUGGAUUUAACGCACAGAGGACUUGAAAUGGGCGGUCUGCUGCUGGUGUUACUGCUGUGGAGUUGCCUGCUGUCGGUUGACGGCUCACCUCUCCUUCUGUUCGCCAACCGGCGUGACGUACGAUUGGUAGAUGCAGAGGGCGUGCGGGGUGAGUCGGCCAUCGUCGUUAGCGACCUAGAAGAUGCAGCAGCCGUGGACUUCCUGUAUUCUGAGGGCCUGAUAUUUUGGACGGAUGUCAGCGAGGAGGCCAUCAAACAGACACACUGGAAUCAGUCAUCCAACUCCCUUAAAGAGGCGCUGGGAACUGGCCAGACUGUGGUAGUGUCAGGGCUCGAUAGUCCUGACGGGUUGGCCUGUGACUGGUUGGGUAGAAAACUCUACUGGACGGACUCAGAGACCAAUCGGAUUGAAGUGGCCAACUUGGACGGCACCUCCAGGAAGGUCCUUUUUUGGAUGGACUUGGACCAGCCCAGGGCUAUUGCUCUCAACCCUGCUCAACGCUACAUGUACUGGACAGACUGGGGAGAGGAACCCAGGAUAGAGCGUGCUGGUAUGGAUGGCAGCAACAGGAAAGUUAUCGUGGUUGUGGACAUAUACUGGCCCAAUGGUCUGACCAUAGACCUGGUGGAACAGAAGCUGUACUGGGCAGACGCCAAACUGAGCUUCAUUCACAGAGCUAACCUGGAUGGAUCAGCACGUGAAACCGUGGUGGAAGGAACCCUGACCCAUCCUUUUGCACUAACACUGUCCAAGGAGACCUUAUACUGGACCGACUGGCAGACCCGCUCCAUCCACGCCUGUAACAAACAUAGUGGUGACAAAACCAGAGAAAUCCUGAGUGGGAUUUACUCUCCUAUGGACAUCCAGGUCCUGGAGUCCUAUCGGCAGCCUGACAUCAAGACUCCUUGUAGUGGCAAUAAUGGAGGCUGUAGCCAUCUUUGCCUACUGUCCCCAGUCCAACCCUUCUACAGCUGUGCCUGCCCCACUGGAGUCCAGCUGAAACCAGAUGGAAAGACAUGCAAACCAGGAGCGGAGCAGGUUCUGCUUUUGGCUCGACGGACUGACCUGAGGAGAAUCUCACUGGACUUGCCAGACUUCACUGACAUAGUACUACAGGUUGAUGACAUUCGCCAUGCCAUAGCUAUAGACUAUGACCCAGUUGAGGGUUACGUUUAUUGGACGGAUGAUGAGGUUCGGGCCAUCCGCCGAUCCCACAUCGAUGGCAGCAAUGCCAUGAUGCUGGUUACAACGGAGAUCAACCACCCAGAUGGCAUCGCUGUGGACUGGGUGGCCAGAAACCUGUACUGGACCGACACUGGCACAGACCGGAUUGAGGUUACCAGGUUAAAUGGAACCUCUCGAAAAAUUUUGAUUUCUGAGAACCUGGAUGAACCCAGAGCCAUCGUCCUGGACCCCGUCAAUGGCUACAUGUACUGGACGGACUGGGGCGAGCAUCCAAAGAUUGAACGGGCCAACCUGGAUGGAACGGAGCGAGUGGUUCUGCUCAACAGCUCUCUGGGCUGGCCCAAUGGACUGGCUAUUGAUUAUGCAGCAGGAAAGCUAUACUGGGGAGAUGCUAAAACGGACAAAAUAGAGGUGAUCAACGUGGAUGGCAGUAACAGACAGACCCUGCUGGAGGACAAGCUGCCUCAUAUUUUUGGUUUUACUCUACUGGGUGAUUACAUUUACUGGACUGACUGGCAGAGACGCAGCAUCGAGAGGGUCCACAAAGCCACGGCUGUACGAGAGAUCAUCAUCGAUCAGCUACCAGAUUUAAUGGGGCUGAAGGCCACCAAAGUGACAGAGACGUACGGUACAAACGGCUGUGCGGUGGAUAACGGCGGAUGCAGCCAUCUGUGUUUCUGGUGUCGGCAGGCUGUCAGCUGUGCCUGUCCCAUGGGGAUGGAGCUCCUCUCAGACCUGCAGACCUGCGUGGUGCCUGAGGCCUUCCUGCUCUUCACCAACAGGGACAACAUCAGGAGUAUCUCUUUGGGUACCAACAGCAAUGACGUGGCCAUUCCUCUGACAGGUGUUAAAGAGGCCUCUGCUCUCGAUUUUGAUGUCUCUGAAAGGAGAAUAUACUGGACGGACAUUCAGGCCAAGACAAUCAGCAGAGCAUAUAUGAACGGCAGCUCUGUAGAACAUGUAAUAGAGUUUGGACUGGAUUACCCAGAAGGCAUGGCAGUUGACUGGAUGGGUCGUAACAUCUACUGGGCUGAUACAGGAACUAACCGCAUAGAGGUGGCCCGGCUGGAUGGUCAGUACCGACAGGUUCUGGUCUGUAAGGAUCUGGAGAACCCGCGCUCACUGGACAAUCCACGCUCACUAGCUCUGGACCCAGCCAAUGGCUACAUGUACUGGACAGAGUGGGGCGGUCGACCUCGGAUAGCCAGGGCCUACAUGGACGGCAGCACCAUCACAACCAUGGUGGACAAAGUGGGCCGGGCCAACGGACUGACCAUCGACUACGUAGACCAUCGACUCUACUGGACUGACCUGGACACGUGCAUGAUUGAAAGCACCAACAUGCAAGGCCUUCAGAGGGAGAUCAUAGUCGACGACCUCCCUCACCCCUUCGGUCUGACUCAGUAUCGGGAUUUUAUCUACUGGACUGAUUUUAAUCUGCGCAGUAUUGAACGGGCGGACAAGCGCAGUGGUCUCAACCGCACUGUGGUGCUGCAGGGCCAGCUGGAGCUGAUGCUGGACAUCCUGGUCUUCCACUCCUCUCGUCAGGAGGGAACCAACGAGUGCUCCCAUAACAACGGCAACUGUGCCCAUCUGUGCCUGGCCACGCCUGCUGGUGCCCAGUGCCGCUGUGCCUCUCACUACACUUUGAACCCUGAUGGACGAAACUGUAGCUCGCCCUCUAGUUUCCUGCUGUUCAGUCAGAAGGCAAGCAUCAGCAGGAUGGUGCUGGGAGAGCAGAGUCCUGACAUCAUCUUGCCUAUCCAUGUCCUGAGGAACGUCCGAGCCGUCAGCUACGACCCGCUGGACCGGCUGGUGUACUGGCUGGAUGGACGACAGAACAUACGCAGGGCCAGAGACGACGGAGCCAUGUCUUCAAUGAUAGUGAGCAGCAGCGUGCAGCCAGUGGACAACCAGCUUCACGACCUGAGCCUAGACCCCUACAGCCGCCACAUUUACUGGACCUGUGAGACAACCAACACCAUCAAUGUCCAGAGGAUGGACGGACACACUGUGGGCGUGGUGCUGAAGGACGACACCGACAAGCCACGGGCCAUCGUGGUCAACGCAGAGAAAGGGUACAUGUAUUUCACCACAGUGCAGGAGCGCUCGGCUAAGAUCGAAGGAGCCAGUCUGGACGGAACGGAGAGAGAGUCUCUGUUUACAACUGGUCUGAUCAGACCAGUGGCUCUGGCUCUGGACAAUAAACUGGGAAAACUGUUCUGGGUCGACGCCGACCUUAAACGCAUCGAGAGCAGUGACCUGACAGGAGCCAAUCGCAUCGUCCUCCAGGACUCCAACAUCCUCCAGCCGAUGGGUCUGACCGUUCUGGGAGAUCAUCUGUACUGGAUCGACCGGCAGCAGCAGAUGAUAGAGAGGGUGGACAAGCUGACCGGAGAUGGACGCACACGCAUACAGGGCCGCAUAUCAUAUCUGACCUCCAUCCAUGCUGUGGAAGAGAUGGAUCCACAGGAGUUUGCAUCCCACCCUUGUUCCCGAGACAACGGGGGCUGUUCUCACAUCUGCAUUGCUAAGGGUGACGGCACGCCUCGCUGCUCCUGUCCCAUGCACCUGGUGUUACUGCAGGACCUGCUGCACUGUGGAGAGCCGCCCACCUGCUCCACAGAGCAGUUCACCUGCUCCACGGGGGAGAUCGACUGUAUUCCUAUGGCCUGGCGUUGCGAUGGCUUCCCCGAAUGUGACGACAGCAGCGACGAGGAGAACUGCCCCGUCUGCUCAGCCUUCCAGUUCCAGUGUGAUAAAGGAGGCUGCAUUGAUGCUCAAAGGCGCUGCAAUGGGGAACCCGACUGCGCGGAUCACUCCGAUGAGCAGGACUGUGAAACCAUCUGUCCUCCUAACCAGUUCCGCUGUGGUGACAACCAGUGUAUCACCAAGAAACAACAGUGUGACAACUACUCUGACUGUCCCGAUGGAUCAGAUGAGCUUGCCUGUGAGUAUGUGUCUCCUCCGUCCAGUGGCAUCCCUAACACCGGGCCUAACACCAUUGGUCCAGUCAUUGCCAUCAUCCUGCUUGUCUUCGUGAUCGGGGGAGCAUAUUUUGUCUGCCAGCGUGUGGUGUGUCGACGCUACAAGGGCCCCAGUGGAGCUUUUCCUCAUGAGUACAUCAGUGGGACGCCCCAUGUGCCCCUAAACUUCAUCGCACCCAGCAGCUCGCAGCACGGCACCUUCCAAGGUAUUUCCGUUGGGAAGUCCAUGAUGAGUUCAGUCAGUCUGAUGGGCAGCAGCAGCAGCGGAGCUCCUCUCUAUGACAGGAACCAUGUGACCGGAGCCUCAUCCAGCAGCUCAUCGUCUACAAAGGGAGCCUUCUACCCUCAGAUCCUGAACCCUCCUCCGUCCCCGGCCACUGACCGCUCUCUCUACAACACAGAGAUCUUCUACUCUUCCAACAGUCCAUCUACCACCAGAUCAUACAGACCCUACCACCCUGUCCGCGGUGCCGCUCCACCUACGACUCCCUGCAGCACCGACGUCUGUGAUAGCGACUACACCCCCCACCACCCGCCGGCCGGGCUGGCGUCAUCAGCGGGCCGCUGGAAAGCCGCCGGCCACGGCAGCCACGGCAAACACAACAAGUACUACAUGGACCUUAACUCAGACUCGGACCCCUACCCGCCACCCCCCACCCCCCGCUCCCAGUACCUGUCGGCCGAGGAGAGCUGCCCCCCGUCCCCUUCCACCGAGCGCUCCUACUUCCACCUGUGCCCGCCUCCUCCGUCACCCUGCACCGACUCCUCGUGACCCUCCAACAGCCCCACAGCCCUGUGAGGAAGGAUGCAGUCCACUUUGCUACAAGAACUGGCCUCGUCUGGCCCCAUUUUACCAGGGAACGAACUAAAUGUGCCAACUUCCAGCCCUGACCGGCUCACACACGUGCUGCUUUAUACCAGCUGGUUAGGCUUAAGUGCCUUGCUCAAGGUCCCUAUGUGCCACAUUUCAUCAUUCCAGUCAUCUUGGAGCUCUCAGGGUGACCAUCAUCUGAUCAGUCUAUGUCUGUUUUCCAUGCUCAAACAUUCACUCACUCACUCGUGGCAGGUUGAAGGUUUGAGGUCCUCCCUGUCUCGCUGUAGGGCACAAAACAGCCAGAACAGCAGCAGCUCCCUCUUCAAUUUUCAUUCCAUCAAAAGAAGAAAAAAACUUCCUUUGCUGGGCCACUUCUUGAUCAAAGUUUCAAGACUUCCAUCUGUCCAAAUAAACAGUGACUUCCUCCUCAACCUGUCAGCAUUGAACUCACCAACUUGAGAGAGUUACCAGUUACUCUCCUUCCUCACAGCGUCCUUGUUGGCAGAUCAGUGGCAGGACUGUAUAUAGUGUUAAAAUAAUAUGAACAAAAAUAAAUCAGAGAGGAAUUAUUUUACUAUUUUAUUCACGCUGGCUGAUCCACCGCUCCACACAAACAAAAGGACAGACAGAUGAGUGGAUGUGUGUGUGUGUGUGUGUGUGUGUGUGUGAGUGAAUGAUGGAUGGGUGACAGCUGUGUACAUUAGCCUUUGUGAAUGUUAAGCUUGAUGUAGGAAAAUGAGAUAAAAAAUGUGUAGAAGUAUGAAUGAAUGAGUGAAUGUAUGGAUGGAAAUAGGGCCCAGAUCAGAGUGUGAAAUUUUUUUGUACAUUGCUUUGAAAUUGUGUCCCUCAUAUUUCAGAUUGUGAAUUGUUUGUAGUUGAACACAAAGGAGCUUUUCCCCCAAUCAACCAAGAGACAAAUCUGCCAACAGUCCCCUUCUGAGUCCCAUGAGAUCAUCAUGUGACAACGACAUACCAAAUGAAUAUCAACAUGUAAAGCUAUUGUACAUAUGUGUAAUGAAGUCAAUGAUUGAGUUGUGAGAAGUGAACGCUUUUCAUUGUGAAUAUGAACCUCUUCCAUCACAUUUUCUUUACCCUCAUCAUCCUGUUUACCAAAAGUAUGUUUGCUGCUAUUGUGUACAUACUAUAUCAGUUACUAUGACUUUAUAAUUACACAGAAAAAGCCCAAAAUUACCACUCAUACUGACCGUAGAUCAUGAAGCUAUUUUACAGUUAAUAACAAAUUAUUCUUAUAGCAACUUUUUGUUAUUUGUAUUCGUGUUUGUGUGUGUAGAUCAUUAUGUAUGUCCUGUGUCGGCCGCCAUGUUUGGUUUGAAGGAGUCUUUUUUUUUUUUGGAAAGUGAAAGAGUUCCAGCUGAGACAUUUUAUUCAGAGCUGUUCCAGGAAUCAACUGAAGGUUCUCCGAUCUCUCUCGAGGAGCUCAGUGUUUUCUGUGUUUUUGAGGUUAAAAAAAGGCCUUAAAGGGUUUUUAGAUACAGUCCGAACCGCACUUGGUGCUCUGAGUUGUUCAGUUGCUCACCUCCACUGUAGCGAACCUUACUAGUGAACCCUGCUGUGGUGUGUGAAUGCUUUUCCCACAUGAGAAACUUCACCCCAAAUCAAAGGUUUGACUCACUUGCUUAUUAUUUUUUCACCUUUGUGUGAUCUUUGCCACAUCCUCAGGGGAUGAGCACUUUUGAUUUUAAAAAAGCAAAUUCACUCCCUGCUUUAAUUUGAACAAAUCCCCUUUCAGAUAUGUCUAAAAAAAAUGUGAUCAAAGCUAGUGUGACCUGCACAAUCCCCUUUUAAAUGACAAGUCCAGAUGCUGUAUAACAGCUUGAGGCUAGGAUUAGAGUCAAUUGGUUGGUAUAAUAAUAUACUGUCAGUUUAAUAAAGUCACUGUACAUACAACUUACUGACUCCUAGUGGUUUAGUGUGGUGCAGUGUGUUUUCCUUUUUCCCCACCUCUGCUGAGGACUGCUCAGAUAAAAGCUAAGUAAUUCUCAUCGUGGGGGACAAAGUGUAUUCUGGGUUUAUCCAGCACUUAUUAUAAUAUUUCCAACACAGAACCCAGCACUUACAAAAUUAAAGAUGUUAUUAUUUCCCAGAAAAUAAAUGAGGAAGAAGGAGAAUAUUUGGGCUUUUUCACCAGAUCUGUGGAGUUAAAGCAGUAUAAAUCAACCUCAGGUCAUGCUCACAAAGAAAAAAAAAAGUCUUCCAUAUCAUUAAAAAGAAACCGCACCAAGCUUCCUCUAAGCUUGUCUUGCAGCCAUGCUUGUAUUAAAGUAAUGGGUGUGAGUGUGUGAACACAGGAACCUCUGAUGUAAUUUACUAGCUUCACACAAGCUGUUAGUGUGAUCCAGUCCUCCAAGCACCAGGCAGACAUUAUUGUAGACAUCUGUUCCAAAAAGUCAGUGUUGACCAUUGUGCCUAGAAUUAGACCACUUAGUUCCUUGAUAGAAAAGUUACCAGCACUUUGGGAGGUGGGGAAUUUUUAGAACUUGCAGUAAACUUGUUGCCGUUGCCUGAUUAAUCCGUCUCCUGCCAGAUGAUAUAAAACCUGAUGUCUGGUGACUGGCUGUAGAUGGACUUCCAUAAACUUCCACAGCUGAAAUUACAUCAAUAUGUGUCAGUGGGAACUCUUGAGUAGCACAACGCAUUUAUAUUGAGGGCUGUAGGCCCCGCCUCAAACCACUGUGUCAGUAAAACCUGUAUUUGUUGUCUCAGUUAAAAAUGCUUUGUGUAAUUUACACAUGUGACAUUUUUUUUGUAUUAAAAGCAUUUUUAUAUAAUAAAGGUUCUAUUUUAA
This is a messenger RNA of Centropristis striata (black sea bass), 8100 nucleotides long. RefSeq names its product low density lipoprotein receptor-related protein 5 (gene lrp5). Lineage: Eukaryota; Metazoa; Chordata; Actinopteri; Perciformes; Serranidae. Gene Ontology annotation, molecular function: protein binding. The record is from RefSeq and is a predicted model, not a curated record.